AUGUCCCCCCUUAUUCCCGACAUCGCUAUGGUACCCGGGGUGGGUAGGAGCGGGUCGAGUCCGUAUCGCCGCGGAGCAACGGCCGCGUCCGGAUCUGAUCUAUCUACUCGGCAAUUCAUCCAGGGGCUUAAACUCGAGUCAACAAGCCACCAAGAGAAGAAGAAGAAGACAAAGAACGAAGCCGGAUCAUCUCUUCCUUCUGGCUCCAUCUAUGGCUUAUGGAUCUUGGGGAUGGUUUCCAAUGCCCUGGAAGCGAAGAGACUUAGAGGAGAAGGCUUACUUAUCAAAGGCAGGCUUAGAGGCUCAUUCAAAGUUGCAAGCUGA
Molecule: messenger RNA, 324 nt
Organism: Dovyalis caffra
Lineage: Eukaryota; Viridiplantae; Streptophyta; Magnoliopsida; Malpighiales; Salicaceae
Source: the annotation of a GenBank genome assembly